AUGGGACAAAGUCCAAGCAAACCUGUGCCCGGGACAAAGUUCCGCGUCAUCGGCGCGGGCAUGUCCCGAACCGGCACCAAAACCCUCAACGAGGCGCUCCAGGUCCUCCUCGACGGCCCCGUGCACGACUCGGGCAUCCACUCCUUCUGCGGCACGCGGCAGCAGCAGCACGCCUGGCUCGAGGUGAUGGAGCUGACGCCCGGCGUCAAGACGGUCGCGGACCGCAAGCGCCUCGACUACCUCCUCGCGUCGCUGCUCGAGGGCUACAGCUCCACCAUGGACACGCCCGCCAACAUGGUGGCGGCCGAGAUCCUGUCCGUGUUCCCCGACGCCGUCGUGGUCUGCACCACGCGCGACCCCAUCCCCUGGGCCGUGUCCAUGUACAAGAUGGCCGACAUGGCCGGGACCUGGUACGCACCCUUUUUCGCGUGCGUCCUCCCGGGGAUAUGGAACCACUCGAGGUGGUACCGCCUGCACGAGCGCCUGAUCGCCUACAGGCUGGGGUACAACGACUUUAGGGUCGAGAGCAUCCGGGACCACGAGGAGCGGCUGCGGAGGGUGAUCCCGGCCGACAAGCUGUUCUUCUACAGGGUCAGCGACGGGUGGGCGCCGCUCUGCGAGAUCCUGGGCGUGCCCGUGCCGGACCGGCCGUUCCCGCACAGCAACAACUUCAACGAGGCCAGGGCCGUGUUCAGGGGCAUCAUCUUCACGGGGUCGCUGGUGUGGCUGGGCAUCAUUGGCAUCGCCUCCACCGUGGGCUGGCUGGCGUACAAGUAUUUCUGGCUGAGCAGGUUUGGGUGA
Molecule: messenger RNA, 801 nt
Organism: Gaeumannomyces tritici R3-111a-1
Lineage: Eukaryota; Fungi; Ascomycota; Sordariomycetes; Magnaporthales; Magnaporthaceae
Exons: 2
Coding region: 1-801 (266 amino acids)
Source: RefSeq, a predicted model, not a curated record